CUACUUUUCCUUGCAAAGAGGCAGACAGACAGUAGUAGUUGCAUCACAGCCUGAUGUGGAACUUCCUGGUCAGGAAGAGCUUUUCCCGAGAACAACAAAACGCUAUUUGUCAGACUUCUCUUCGCUAACCCAAUACACAAUCUAGCCAUUGGGUUUCAACGUUAUUUCGACUGUGUUAUCUCGCAGUGGUCAACAGAGAGGUUAAUAACACUCAGAGUUAGCUCCUAAGCUAACGUUAGCUCUGUUUUGCUCUCGCUAUGUCCGCCUCGGCUGGAUGCUCCCCAGUGGGUCAGAGCUCGGGCCUCGGCUCCGGGAUGACCAUGUUUCGCUGGCUAGAAGUGCUGGAGAAAGAGUUUGACAAGGCCUUUGUGGACGUGGAUCUGCUGCUCGGAGAAAUAGACCCAGAUCAAGUCGAUAUUACGUACGAGGGUCGGCAGAAGAUGACCAGCCUGAGCUCCUGCUUUGCUCAGCUCUGUCACAAAACCCAGACGGUGUUUCAACUGAACCACAAACUAGAGGCUCAGUUGGUGGACCUGCGCUCUGAGCUGACGGAUGCCAAGGCGGAGAGGAAGGUGGUGGAGAGGGAGGUCCACGACCAGCUGCUGCAGCUCCACGCUCUGCAGCUGCAGCUCCACGCCAAGCAGGGCCAGGCGGAGGACUCGGACUCCAUCAAGGAGCGACUGCCUGCAGUUACUUUGGACAAGAUGGAACAGGAGCUGGUGGUCAACAGGAAGGAUAAAAUAGCAGAGGCGCGGCUGGAGGUAGAGAUGAGGCUGUUCAAGAAAGAGAACGAGGCUCUGCGCAGACACAUGGCCGUGCUGCAGGCCGAGGUGUACGGAGCCAGGCUGGCAGCCAAGUACCUGGACAAGGAGCUGGCUGGAAGGGUGCAGCAGAUCCAGUUGCUGGGCCGGGACAUGAAGGGGCCGGCCCACGACAAGCUGUGGAACCAGCUGGAGGCGGAGAUCCACCUGCACCGCCACAAGACCGUCAUCCGAGCCUGCAGGGGGCGCAACGACCCCAAGAAACCCCUGCACUCUCCUGUGGGGCAUAAUCCAAACAUGUUGAAGAAGACUCAGGGGGUGGGCCCCAUCAGGAAGGUGGUGCUGGCCAAAGACGACCAUGAGGGGCUCGGGAUCUCCAUCACAGGGGGGAAGGAGCACGGUGUUCCUAUUCUCAUCUCUGAGAUCCAUCCCACCCAGCCUGCAGACAGAUGUGGGGGUCUGCAUGUGGGGGACGCCAUCCUCGCCGUCAACAGCAUCAACCUGCGAGACGCCAAACACAAGGAGGCCGUCACCAUCCUGUCCCAGCAGCGGGGACAGAUAGAGUUCGAGGUGGUGUACGUGGCCCCGGAGGUGGACAGUGACGAUGAGAACGUGGAGUACGAAGACGACAGCGGACAUCGUUACCGCCUCUACCUGGAUGAGCUGGAGGAGAGCAGCACAGUGGCGCCUAGCAACAACUCCUCAUCACUGCAGGCUCUGGAGAAGAUGACCCUCAGUAACGGAGCAGAGAACGGAGACACCGGGCUCUCCAGCGUGACGACUUCAGAGGAAUCCCCCUCGAAGCCCCCGGAGAGCGAUGGCUCCUCCUAGAGGCUGGGGGGGGGCCGUCGGGAUUCGGAGAUAAAAAGAGGAGUGGGGGGAUUACGUCUCUCAAAGAAAUGAAUCAAAGACAUAGAAUUCUGCUACACACCUAGGGACGAGGGGAAAUGGCAGAGUUCUGUUUUCCCUAUUUCCUCUUGGUGUUCAGGGGAGGUGGGAUCAGGGGGGCAUGUGGCAAUGAUUGGGGCAGACGUACACAUUUUAAGAAGUUAAAUGCGUAGAGGAGGGAGGGAUACUGAAUCAUGUUUGACUUUUGUCUGAAUAUUUUAUUAAGAUCCGGAUGUUGACAGGAUGUACAUGUUUCCGAGCUGGAGGCACAGUGAGAGAGGAAGUUACUGAAAUUGAAAAUCUGUUUUUGAAAAACACCUUUUAGAGUGUUUUCUUGUGUUUCUAUAGUUACUAUUCUGUUCUCGGCAAAAGUGUGAGAAGACUGUGUCGUCCUUCAGGCACAGAAACCAGGAACAUAUCUUGGAAAGGAAAUAAAUCAAUGUUUUUUAAAAGUAUGUUGACAACCUUCUAGCUAAAGCUAUCCAGGCUCUUUCACAUGAGAUGUUUAAUCAGAUUGAAAACAACCCUGUGAAAUAAAUACCAAAUGGAGAAGUGCUGUAGAAUGUUGCCAAUAUGCUUUAUUUACAAUUUCAAGUCAGGAAGGUAGAGACAGUUGAAUAAUGUAUCAGGGUCUAACUACCACAUGAAUGAACAUCAUAACAUUAACCGUUUGUCCGUUUAAAAGGCUCUCCACUACUGCCUGUGUUUGUCUUAUUUUACAGACACUCUGUAGCCGCUUUCACAUAAAAGUACUUUGCCGUACUUAGUGCCAGCACUUAGCAGCACCCCCAUGGAACUAAGUACAGAUCGCGUUCACACCGGAAUAAGUCCCUGAGGGAGGAUUAGGCAAAUGAAGCCGCUGACGUCACUUCUUCUUCUUCUGCUUUGGGUUUACUGGCAGGCCGCAAACAACUUCACGGCGUAUACUGCCACCUGAAGUCCCCGGACUUCAGUAGAAGCUGCUGGGACUUUCCAAUUCCAGGCACUAUCAGAACUAAACGGGAAAAGUACGGGUAAAAGUACACCGGUGUGAACGCGCCUUUUAGGUUUCCUUUAAAGGGAUAGUUUAGUUGUUUUAAAGUGGGGUUUUAUAAGGGUCUUAUCCAUGGUUUGUUUAUUGCCUACAGUAGAUACCAUCAGUUUAGAGGGCUACUUUAACAAUCUAUUGAGUAUCACAGUAAGUAAUGUAACCUGAUUACUUUCCGUUGCUUUUGGAUUAAGAUAAUAUCAAAUGCAAUUCCAAUAAAUAAAAGAGAAAAUAAAUAUCAAUACGUAAUAUUAUUGCUUUCAACUAACCUAAUACAGGUGUGUUAAUUUACAUUACAUGUUAAUUACAUUUAAUUAGAGUCAACGUUUCCGUUUUUUCAGUGCAGUCUCAUUAUGUAGGCCUACCGUAUAUUUAAAAUGAUUUAUUUGACUUUAGGGAGUUGCUGGUUUACCCUGCCUCGAUCGGUUAGUUUGUGUGUUUCGUUAAUUCACAUUCAAAGUGACACAAUAACAGAAACAGGUAUACAGAUAUAAUCGCAUAACAUGGGAAAUAGCAUUAUGACAGCAACAUCGAAUAUUCUAAAUAUAGUGUACACCUCACCAGGCUUGGGGGAUUUCAUGUAACAGGAUAACGUAUUAAAGGUGGGGUAUGUAAUUCACUUCAGAUACACUUUAUGUUAUAUUCCAUGGAAUGCUCUUAACAUCCCGAUAGCAAUGAAUACCUGAAGUGCUUUGACAAUAAAUCCAUUAAAAAACGUCAUCUGUGGAAGCCGUAGCAGGCCUAUUGUAAAAAGCACGACCAAUCAUCUGAGCCGGCCCGGCUAAAGUAACUGGAUGGCCUACCUGCCUGUCAGCCUUCCAUCUGUGCACAAACUUAUCUCGUGCCCUCAUUGGUCAUGUGCGCGUUCGUGUGUGUUGGAGGAGGGGCUCCGGAAGGAAGAGGUAGAUUUUUCCGGUUGUGUAUUUUCAAAUCCUAGCGAUCUCGAGCUGGUUUCUCCAAAAUGACCUACCCCACCUUUAAUGAUAAAAAGGUAACUGUAUUCCCUAACAGUUACAUCAAAAGGUAUAUUUACUUACUGAAUUUCAUUUUUGGAUUUCAUUCAGGCUACUUUCAGUCCUAAAGUGUCUUCUUUUCUACGGUCACAUUGUUCUGUCUUACAUAAAACACUAUAAAACAUCUUAUUAUUUAUUUGGAUUGCAUUUAGUAUUGAGGUUAUCCAAAAGAUAAGAUUAACAAACAUUUUUUACAUGUAACUAGUAAUUGUAACAGAAUAAUUUUUUUAAGUAACCCUACACUGUUAUUAUUCUUUUAUUCAUUUAGGUGGUAUACAUAUAUGAAUCUGCUGCCCCUGCCCCCGUGCAUCAGUAUCUUCCUUACAGUGUCUCCUGUCUGCUUCUCCUAACCACACUGUUCUGAUUAUGGAUGAGUUCCUCAUGCAGCACGACUGUCCCUUUAACCGCCACGUUGAUUCCCAAAUCUCAGUUCUUCAUAGUUUGUUGUUCCGGGAGUCCUUGCCAGCCUCUAGCAAAACAAUCAGAACUGUGCUACAGGACCAUUUGAGGCUAUAAGAGCACGUCCUUCUACUUCAUCUGCACUCACAAAACUGUAACUGACUUUUAUUAAAUACUUAUGUAAACACAUUUCCAAUAACUAUUAGGUUAGUUGAAAGCAAUGAUAUUAAGUUGAAGCUAUUAUUAUUGCUUUCAACUAACCUUAUACAGUUAUGUGAAAUCUGUUGAUAUAAUACAUUUAAUUAAAGGCAGUUUCAGUUUUGUAAUAGAUAUUUUUAGUUAAAGCAGCAAAGACCCUCAGCAAGACAUUAUUCACCUGCGUCCUGGAAUCAUGUUUUAUUUAUUAUCUGGUGACUAUAGAUGUUCCAAUGAGCUGUUAUUCUGCUAUAGUUUUUAACAUUGUUCCAUCUCUAACAUAUUGUGGCAUAUCAUUGUUGAAUAUACAGGGGUGGGCACAAUAACACAUGUAUGCAGUGUAUGCGAGUCGGACCCCCCCCCCCCUCUCUCACAGGCCUAACAGUUCUCCGUUUCAUGCAACACGUUAUUGUGCAGCUCUGUUUCGUUAUUUUUGUUAUCCUUGUUAUUGCUUUGUGACUUUAAAGUCACUUAUUAAGUAAUGUAUUCAUGUCACAAAAUCUAUUGAGCAUUUAAAUAAAGGUUGAUUCCAAUGUG
Gymnodraco acuticeps is the source of this 4820-nucleotide messenger RNA. RefSeq names its product golgi-associated PDZ and coiled-coil motif containing (gene gopc). The transcript has 9 exons. Gene Ontology annotation, biological process: negative regulation of protein localization to cell surface. Gene Ontology annotation, cellular component: membrane; trans-Golgi network transport vesicle; Golgi apparatus. The record is from RefSeq and is a predicted model, not a curated record. Lineage: Eukaryota; Metazoa; Chordata; Actinopteri; Perciformes; Bathydraconidae. Gene Ontology annotation, molecular function: transmembrane transporter binding. The coding region runs from base 258 to 1592 and encodes 444 amino acids.